This is a messenger RNA of Cylicocyclus nassatus, 1088 nucleotides long. The record is from the annotation of a GenBank genome assembly. Lineage: Eukaryota; Metazoa; Nematoda; Chromadorea; Rhabditida; Strongylidae.
AUGUCAAGUGACUUGUGGAUAGGCUUUGCAGCUGCUUUAACAGCGUCGGUUCUCUUUAGCACCGUCUUCGUUCCUGUCAGAAAGGUUGAUGCUGGAGAUGGAUUUUCCGCACAUAUGUUCAUGUGCAUUGGCGCGUUUCUGGCAAGCACCUUUAUUCAUGGUCUGCUUGGUUUCCCUCCGAUUCAAGGUCUAGCAUUGUUUGGUGGGGUUGUUUGGAGCAUAGGUAACGCUUUUGUACUCCAGAUAAUGAAUCAUCUGGGCAUGGCGCUUACCACUCUCGUAUGCAGCGUGCUCUCAUGUUUAACGGGAUGGGCAACGUCAAGAUAUGGACUUCUCGGUCUGCCCGCAGCUAUACCUGCAAGUGUGGCAUUAAACUACUUCGGGAUAAUUAUGCUGGUGACAGGCGGGGCAAUGUAUCUCUCCAUAAAAAACAACGAGCAGGACACAAAUCAAAAAAAGGAUAAUUCCGUAGCCAUUGUUGCCGAUAAGAGGAGCAAUUCGCGAGUAGAAAGAGCAGUGAGUUUUCUUGCCGCUAUGCUCUGUGGAUCGCUUUUUGGAUCGAUGUGGACACCGAUAAGCUACAUGAAGAGUCAUCCGGAUAAAUUUCCUACGGCUCCUGCAGAUGGCAUCUCUUAUUUGUUUGCAUUUUACUGCGGCGGGCUUUGCAUGGGAGUAUUCAUUUUCAUCAUCUACAGUGCAGUAAAGAAGAACAAACCGUGGAUUAAUCCAAGUGGUGCUGUUCCUACAAUGCUCGGUGGUGUCAUAUUUGCCUGUGCAAUGAGUGCAUUUGUCAUUGCUAUCGAUAAUCUGGAUCAAUCAAUCGCAUAUCCCAUUUGUGCAAUGGCGCCAAGCAUGGUGGUGUUGAGCUGGAGCAUCCUUUACUUCAAAGAAAUUACGGGUCGGCGAAAUUUGAUGUGGUUGGCGAGUGCAUACGGGUUUACUCUUGUAGGAGUAAUGAUUAUCACGCUUUCGAAAGAAUACUCACUCAUAUAAGCUUUGAUGUGAGUACCACUAGCCAACCCAAGAGCUGAUACAAGUUUUAUAAUUUGCAUAUCAACUUAUGAGGAUUAAUGGAGUAAAGAAUACAG